Messenger RNA from Equus caballus (horse), 2039 nucleotides. It is a transcript of the gene SULT1C2, whose product is annotated as sulfotransferase family 1C member 2. The record is from RefSeq and is a predicted model, not a curated record. Gene Ontology annotation, molecular function: sulfotransferase activity. Gene Ontology annotation, biological process: sulfation. Gene Ontology annotation, cellular component: cytoplasm. NCBI's taxonomy places the organism in Eukaryota, Metazoa, Chordata, Mammalia, Perissodactyla, Equidae.
UGGGUCAGAGGGUUUGUUUCUGCUCAGUAGCAAUUCUUCCAGAAUGGCUCCAACUUACCACACUGACACCAAGAGCCCCACAAAGAGCGUUUCCCUGCUGAAGGUCCCAUGUGCCUCUGACACGGUGGUAUUUGAGCCUCUGCAAUUGCCAUCCCUAGAGAACACUGCCCUGCUUCCUUGGAAUGCACUUUCUGUGCUCACUGACCCUUGGCCAGGCCUUUGGGCUGCUAAUUUUCAGCUGGAGCUUGAAGAGACUCUCUCUCAUCCCAAGACAGUAUGGCCCUGACCACAGAGUUGGGGAGACAGCUACAACUGAGAGAGGUGGGGGGGAUCCUCCUGCAGGCUGCAACUGUGGACAACUGGAGCGAGAUCCAGCACUUUGAGGCCAAGCCAGAUGAUCUCCUCAUCUGUACCUACCCUAAAUCAGGGACAACAUGGAUUCAGGAAAUUGUGGAUAUGAUUGAACAGAAUGGGGAUGUGGCGAAAUGCCAGCGAGCCAUCAUUCAACACCGCCAUCCUUUCAUCGAGUGGGCGCGGCCACCCCAACCCUCUGGUGUGGAAAAAGCCAACACAAUGCCCUCCCCACGGACCCUGAGGACUCACCUUCCCACUCAGCUGUUGCCUCCAUCUUUCUGGGAAAACAACUGCAAGUUCCUUUAUGUAGCUCGAAAUGCCAAAGACUGUAUGGUUUCCUACUACCAUUUCCAAAGGAUGAAUCAAGUGCUUCCUGACCCUGGUACCUGGGAAGAGUAUUUUGAAACCUUCAUCAGUGGAAAAGUGGGUUGGGGUUCCUGGUUCGACCAUGUGAAAGGAUGGUGGGAGAUAAAAGACAGAUACCAGGUUCUCUUCCUCUUCUAUGAGGACAUGAAGAGGGACCCGAAGUGUGAAAUUCAGAAGGUGGUGCAGUUCAUGGGAAAGAGUUUGGAUGAAACAGUGCUAGAUGAAAUUGUCCAGGAGACGUCAUUUGAGAAAAUGAAAGAAAAUCCCAUGACAAAUCGUUCUACAGUUCCCAAAUUUAUUCUGGACCAGUCCAUUUCCCCCUUCAUGAGAAAAGGGGAAGAUUCACCCUGAGCUAGCAUCUGCUGCCAAUCUUCCUCAUUUUUUUUCUUCCCAAAGCCCCAGUACAAGGGGUAUCCUACUUGUAAGUUGUUCAAGAAAAGGGUGCUUAGUGCAUACAGGUUCUCACCUGCAUUAUCAACUCAUUCAUCAUGGAAUAUCACACUGGUCAUCCUAGCUCCUCUCUGUGAGCCACCACCACAGCACGGCAACUGACAGACAAGUGGUGCGGUUUCACAACGGGGAAGCGAACCCCAGCUGCCGAAGCAGUGAGCACCGAAAUUUGACCACUGGGCCAUCAGGGCUGGCUCUAAAAUUAUUUUAAUAGUUACUGCUUGGUAAAAAAUCAUAUCUCAUUCAUAUUAUUCCCAAAAGGCUUUUUUAUUAAGAUCUUAUUUAUAUACAAAAAUGCACAGCUCUUAAGUGUACAGAUCAAGUUUUGAUAAAAUGUAUACACCCAAUAACCAGCACUCCAAUCAAGAUAUCAGACAUUUUCCUCACCCCAGAAAGUUCCCUGUCAUACCCCUUUCCAGUCAAACUCUACCCCUAGACAACCACUGUUGUAAUUUCUGUCACUACAGAUUGAUUCUCCCUGCUCUUAGAUUUCAUAUAAAUGAAAUCAUACAGUAUGCACUUUGUUGUGUCUGGUGUCUUUUGUUCAAUGUAAUGUUUUGAGAUUCCUCCAUGUGGCUGUGUGUCAAUGAUUCUUUCUUUUUCAUUUCUGUUUAGUAGUCCAUUAUGUGAAUAUACCACAGAGGGGGCCAAAUCACUAACUCCUUUGGGUCAAUUGUCCACCCAAUUUAAGAGGCCAUUCACCUGCAUAUAGCACCAUAGGGCAGCUUCUCAGAGCAGAGAGCUGCAGGUGGAUGGGUAUCCACUGAAGGGGAAGUUGGGUAAGGCAGGCAUGUUGACAGUCACCCCAAUUCUUUCCUCAGGCCAACAAAACUCUGAAUCAGAGAAUGACACUCCUGUCUGGGCUUUCU